This is a messenger RNA of Gymnodraco acuticeps, 2475 nucleotides long. Its product is annotated as CMRF35-like molecule 8. Bases 278 to 1321 code for a protein of 347 amino acids. Gene Ontology annotation, cellular component: cell surface; plasma membrane. The record is from RefSeq and is a predicted model, not a curated record. Lineage: Eukaryota; Metazoa; Chordata; Actinopteri; Perciformes; Bathydraconidae. The transcript has 7 exons. Gene Ontology annotation, molecular function: transmembrane signaling receptor activity.
AAUACAAAUAAAAGUUAUCUUAAACAAAUUAUUUCUGAAAUGUGUUUGACAAUAAUUUAAUAAUUUAAAUGUUAACAGUAAAAUAUAUUAUUUUGCUGCAUUAAGUUGCAACGUUUUAAAGUGAAACCAUACGUGAUACACAUGCAGGUGUUAGAGGAGAGUCAUGCUGUAAGUGUUUUAUUUUAAGCAGGGACUCCAUCGUUUAGAGAAGUGAAAACGUGUUGGUUUGCCGGUGAAGAAGAAAGAGAGACAGCGUUCAACCAUCAGAGACCCGAACAUGGACGUCUGCCACAGUUUGAUCUUCGUCGUUCUCACCCUGCAGGGUCCAAACACUGGUCUUGUCUCUGCAGGAGGACACCCCGUCUUUACAGGGACUGAAGGAGGAAAUAUUUCAGUUCAUUGCUCCUUUGUUUUGCCAGGAACAAGGAAGUUACUCUGCAAACCAGACUGUAAAGAACGCAUUCUCAUUGAAACGACUGGUGACAGGCAGACUCAAGGCAGAUAUAGCAUUGAAUAUAUCAAAACUAUUUUUCUGUCAUAUCGCGUUCGCGUUAGCAUCACAAAGCUGACGAAGUCCGACUCAGGAAGGUACAUAUGUGGUCUGGACAGAGAUUGGUUUCGAAACUCACAUGAUCUGAUAGAAAUCAUCGUAGAAGAUGCUCCAACCACUUCCAAACCAAAGUGGACUCUUCAACCUUUUUCCACUGAAGUUCAGUCAGCCUCCACACCUCCAACACCUCAGAGGCAAAGCUCCAGUUCAAAAAGUUUCACAUCCUCAUCCUCUUCCCCUGAAACCCCCACCCAUCAGCAGCAGACGCAGGGAACAGCUGCACCAACUUCAGGGGGUCCGCUGUAUGUGGGGCUGAUUGUGCUCGCCAAGAUCAUGUUAUCUCUGGCUGGGCUGUUCUUCUGCAGGAGGAGGGCCCGGAAACACAAAGAGCUUCCUGUUGAAGCAGAGUACGCUUCUGUCUCAAAGACCAACAAGCCCACACAGAGAUCUCCUGCUGUGGAAAUCCCUUCAGUUUACGCUUACGCCAAAUACACCAAACCAAAAGACGAUAAAUCCAGUGACGACUACAGCUUGGUCGGACCCGUCGGUACCACUGCUGUCCGUUCUCAACACAAAGCUGCAGAUGAUUUCAGUGAACUCGUCUACUCUGAACUGAGAUUUCCUGUCGUUACCGCCUCAUCACUCAACGCCUCCUCUCGUGCCAAUGAUGUAAUCUACUCCAUAAUUCAAGUGGAGGCGAGCUCUGAGGCCAAACCAAAGGAAGACGCUUCACCGCCUCCAGACUCUACUAAUACCUUUCCUCGGCACUAACCUCUGUGCUUCCUGCUCCCUCUCUCAGGGCUGACAGGUACACAAGCUAUUUUGCAUUAACACCUUUUUCUUUUUCUUCCAACCUCCUUUGAGAAGUGGCUCCUAUUUGUAACAUAACCACAAAUGUACCAACAAUGAGUGUUAGAGGAGAGCUUCCUAUUUUUAAACAAACGUAUGAUUAAUUAGAUUGGUUGGUAUUUAUCACAGCCAGUACAGUUCUCCACCUAAAGGGCAAAAACUGAAGAAAAAUACUUCUUAUUUUCAUUUUUAUCUAAUUGAUUUGAUUAUUUUAAGAUAAUAUAUAAUUUCUCACACAAAAGAAAGUUUAGUUGUCAAGGGAGCUCUACAGAACAAAACAUUAUUUAUUAAAUGUAUUAAAGAGAAUAUCUUUCGAUAAAAACGUACCUUAAUCCAAACAACAUAAAUCAAAUAAAAGAAUGGUUAGUUUUGGCUCUUCUGCAUGGUGCUUUAAGAAUAUUUAGAUGCAACAUUUUGUCUCAUAAACCUCUAUCGCUUGAAUACACUUCCUCCUUCUCUGUUUUUUCAACUCAAAACAACACAAAUAAUAUGAUUAUAGAUGUAUUAUGUAACUCCUUGGCUGCAAUGCUGCUGAACUGCUGCUCAUCCCUGUGAUCAUAAAACAAAUAAAAACGAAAUAAUCACAUUCAGGAGUUUCCUGCCAGCCUACGUUUAGGACCGGCACUUUUCUGUCUCUACAACUCUUUCUUUACUUUCUAGUUCAACAUUUCUUAUAAAUAUUGUCAAACAUGAAACCUCAAAAGCAUCAGUUAUUAAAACCUCACACUCUGGUGAAUGUAGCAGAAUCAUAUUGAGCGAAAUGCUUUUACCACCAAAGUUUAAACACCAAAUUAUGGCCUUAGUGUCUUUGUGUUUAGUUCACUGAGGCGGCAUGCGACCUGAUGUAACCAUCAAUGUAACCAGUAGAUGGCAGUGUGCACUCUGUCAUAUACCUGCAGGCACAUAUGCAACACACAGAAUACAUGAUUUUGUGUUUUUCAUAAAAAGCAGAGUCUAAUCCACUCCACUUUAUUUCUAUAGCACAUUUUCAAAACAGAGGGUUUGCCAAAGUGCUUCACAACGAACAUAACAUUAUAACAAAAUAUAAUAUUACAAGAUUAGAAAAAAGCCACACA